UUAAUAACCUCAACCGGCGCCUAUUUUCGCGAAAGGAAGAAGCUGUGUGCAGUUUGUUCACGUUAAAAAUCCUGUGCAAAAGGAAAAGAUUCUGAGAAGUCCGACUACAGGCAGACGGACAGCAGCAGACCUUCUUUCUUUUCGAGAUCAAGCUGAAGUGAAAGAGGAAUCAAUAGUGAAAAAAGGUUAUUGGGCUGAAGAAAAUUUUCUCACACACAGCUGUGUCAAUUUGCGUCGUGUCGCCGCCGUGAAUGUUCUAGCACGGCUUGAUGCUUGCUACAGUCUGCUGAAAAAAGUAAGGAAAUCGAUUGAAAAUGUUCUCCACCAAAAAGGAUAUUGAUCGUCAUGUGAAAACGUCUCUCAACAAGUUGCCGGAAAACGAGCGCUAUCUUCGUGGUCUGGCAAUAGCGAGACAAUACUUCAAGCUGCACGAAUAUGCGAGCGCGGAGCACUGGCUGUCCUGCUACCUGUCGGUGCAGGAAGAUAGCGCCCCGGCACACAAGCUUCUCGGCCAAUGCUACGAGAAACAGAACAAGUUUGACCGGGCCAUCACCUCCUACCAACGGUCGCUCCAGCUCGAUUCGAAGCAAACCGGGUUGAUUACGGACGUGUGCAAGCUGCUGCUGAUGGACGACAACCUAUCCAAGCACUUGUCGAAAGCUAAGCACUGGUGCGAUAUGGCCGAAUCGCAGCGCAUCAACCACGAAGCGGUUCUCGAUCUGCAGCUGAAGAUAGCGAACAAGGGCGCCACCACGAACAACAAGCUGGUGAAGGACAUCAUAGUGAAGGAAAUUUUGGCCCGUCCGUUGGAUCCGUUGUUGCGCGUACGUCUGGUGGACCACUUUCUGGACGAGAAACAGCUGGAAGAAGCGUUAAAGUAUUGCUUCGAGCUAGAAAUGAAAUUUUGCGAGCCAUUCAUGCAGUCGAACGAGUGGACAAACAGUGUGGCAAACAUGCUGUCGAAAUAUUCCGAUUCGCCACCGCCGGGUGAUGGGGCUGGCCUUCAGCGGAACUGGAACUACUACUUGCUGCAGGCGCUCGUGCUGGACCGGCAGAUCUAUCUAAAUCUGUUGGCCGAUUCCACUAUGGAGACGAUCAAGCGGAGCAAUCUGAAGGAAAUAGCGCAGAAAUUGUUCAAGCUGGAUCAAACAUUGCAACAGGUAGCGGAGAAAGGUCGUAAUGCGGCCCCGCAGAAGCACAUGGCCGAUGCGUAUCUGCAACAUUACCGGGGUCAGUUGCUGCUGUAUUCGGCUUCGUUGCUGUUCAAGGGUUCGCAAGAUCAUCAGUCCAGUGCAGGGCGGUCGAAGGAUGUGAGCAAAAAGUGUCUAGCACUGUUACUGAUGGCUUACCAGUGUGGUGUACCGAAUCCGGACGAACCGUGGCUGAAGCACAGCAGCGAAAUGGCGCGUAAUUUGCUAGGCUUCUGGAACAAACAGGCAGCGUUCCGGUGUUGUCAGGCCGGCAGUACACUGCUGUCUUGCGUGGAAGAUGGCGUAGAUAUGUCUGUGUUGGCUCAGAUACAGAACGUAACGGAAACAAAGGUUUGGACAACGGCGGAUGAUAUUAUAAAUCAGAUUCGCGAACUUUGCUCGGACGCUGGAUGGCGGCAAGGUGUAGCCCGCUCAUUGUAUUCGUUCGGCGACAUUUCAUCAAAAGUAGCAUCCGGUGCGUAUUUCGUGAAAGAUGGCGUUGCGUUCGGUGAACCACAGUAUGUGUUGCCAAAGCGUGAGCAAGUCAGCAUGUACGUCGAAUUCGCCCAAUCGCUGUACCCGUCCUCUUUGCCUUAUCUUGUGUAUCUGGGUCUAGUGAUCGGGACGGAAAAUUUGUCCGAGUUUCGUUGCAACGCGUUCCCACGGUUAAACUUUUCCACCAACAAUCUUGACAACUGCAAUCUGGAAACGUUGAACCAACUCGAUAUGGAUUCGUUCCUGUACUGCUCCAUUCUCGUUGCCCAUAGCAACCUCGAUAGUAAACGUUUGCUGAACCAGCAGCAUGGUCGUCCGACGUUUCUGCCAGCGGCCAAUCUUAUCCCGCUGCUGUGUGAGGAUAGUAAGAUCGAUUGGUGGAGUGCUGCGUACCAUCUGAUCAAGAGUAGCACCGCCAAGGAUGCCGCGGCUAGUGUGGCCGAACAGCGGCAGCUGUUGCAGCAUGGCUUGCAAGCGAUUCGCGGCACCGGUGCUCCACUGUGCGAUGUGAUUGUGUUGCUGAAAUUGGGCCAGAUACUAGCACAACGUGCAAGCGCAUCGAAGCUUUUAACGACGAAAGAACGACGAUACAUCGAGAGCCGCGUCGAGUCCGUUUAUCGUGCCGGAGUGUUGUUGUGGAAGCUGCGUAAUGAAUCGUCGUACGCUGGUGGAAUGGAAACGCACGGUGCUGGCCCGACUAGCUACGGUUCCGAUAUGUUCUUCAAGUAUGGUGGCAAAGCGUACGAUUGUCAGCAAGAGGUGGUCAAGUUGGCGGAAUCGGCCAUAACGUUCUUGGCAUCGGUUUAUUUCAAGCGCAGUCGGUAUGAAGAAUUCACACAAGACUUCGGCGGUAUUCCCUUACCGUUUGCGGCGUAUUUCCGCGCGGAAGCGUUUAAAAAGCUGGACGAAUCGAACAAAACUCCGCUCAAAGCCAGGAAGUUUUACUCCGAGCGAGCGCGUGAAUGUAUCCGCCAGACGCAGCGCUAUCUGGAGCUGCCCUACGUAGAUCGGAACCAUCCGCUGAACCACGUGGUGCAGAGUGAGAUAAAGCGUCUGUCGUUCGCAAACGAUUCGUUCGAUGGCAGUUUGAACACAUCGGCCAAUGGUGGCGUCGUGAGCACGAGUGCGGAUGAUAGCGAUCAUUUCCAGUCGUUUACAUCCUCGAUGACGAAUGCUGGGAUGGGGGCGACCGUUGGAACGGGAAGUGCUUCGUUAUCACGCAGCAUGGCGGAGCGGGAUGCAACGACCGCUGCUGCCGCUUCGAUGUGUCUGGCGAAAACGAACGAUCUCGAAGCCCUCAUACGACAAAUGAUGGAAACGCUAACGUUUGUGAAGGAGGACGUACUGGGAAUUCGUAACGAUGUGGGAGACAUGCAGGAUCGAUUGGUCAAGAUCGAAGAAAACAUGUUCCGGAAGCCAGUGCCGGAUACGGCUGGUGCAACUGGCGCGUCAACAACGACUCCGCUGGUGAAUGAGUCGUCGGCCACGGCGGCUUCGGCCGUAGCUGCUGCCGCGGCCAUGCAAGCUAUGAGCGAUAUGUACAUAAUGGAUGAGUUGCAGGGUACCUCACCGGCCCUAGCCUACCAACAUGCCGCAGCUGCAGCAGCAGCUCGAACCCCGGUCAUGGGUGGCGUAGGAAUGGCACCACCACAGCAACCAGCCUAUCACAAUCUGUACGGUGCCAAUGCCUAUCAAAACUACUUACCACCGGGACAGAUGUCGGGACAAUAUCAGCCACAGCAGCAACAACACCAGCAGAUGCUAACUCCUCGUGGACAUCCGAUGGCGGGAGCGCUGGGAGCUUCCCCGAUGCACAACAGUGCCGCUUACCAGCAUCAUUCGGACAGCCUCAUGAUAUCAGCGGGUGGAUCACCUGCCGCUGGUGGUUAUCACCAUCUGCCGGCCUUCCAACAAACUGCCCUACCGGGUCAAUCCGAUUCACAGCUUUCCAUGAUGCAUUCGGCGAGCUCGGUAGGCUCUCAAAUCACCACGCCCGCCUCGACGGUCGCAUCGAAAUCAGCAAGCGGUGGAAGUCUUUCGAUCGAACAAUCGCUCCAGACUCCCGCACUGCUUAGCAGCUGGAAUAGCACCUACAACAAUAGCAACGCUACGUUCAAUGCUCCGGCACCGAUAGCUACACCGUCCGCGUCCAGUAUGUUGCCCUCCUAUUUGUCCACCAGCGCGGAAACGAAAGGCGGUGCACCGGUAAAUGUGGUCAUUACCAGCUCGGACCCGUUACCACCUCCGCCAAGUGUGAACAGCUCCACGUUUGCCACCGGUUCGAGCGUCCAACCGACGUAUAGCGUUACAAUUCCGCCGCAACACAUUAAACACAGCAAUACGGGUGGCAGCAUUGGGCAGGGAACAACAGGCAACAACAACAGCAGUACCACCAGCACGCCAAAGCCCGAUCCGAUUCCUGCAUCCGCACCAACCACCGUGAACACAAAGUUCCCGAUGCCUUCGAUUCAGCUGGCCGCUGGCGAUAAAACCACCGCCACAGGCGGUUCUCUAGCCACGACCUUCACGCCUUCCUUCUUUGCCAACAUGGUGUCCCCGGCGAAGAAUGCCGUCAGCGGGGCCAAUCAACUCGAGGAGGAUGAUGACGAUGAUGAUAGAAACGUAUCGGGUGUUGAGUACGAUCCACGCCCCGACUUCCAGCCGAUCAUACCCCUACCGGAUGAGAUUGAGGUGCGAACGGGCGAAGAAGAUGAGGAGCAAAUUUUCAGCGGUCGGUCGAAGCUGCUCCGGCUGGUCGACCGCGAAUGGAAAGAGCGUGGGCUGGGUGAGCUUAAGAUACUGCGCUCGAAGGCCGAUCCUUCCAAGGUGCGGAUUGUGAUGCGUCGCGAGCAGGUGCACAAGAUCUGUGCCAAUCACUAUAUCACACCCGAGCUAAUCAUCAAACCGAUGGAAAAGCGCAAGGAAUGUUACAUCUGGGCGGCGAUGGACUUUGCCGACGAGGAACCGAGAAAGGAAUCGUUCUGUGCUCGGUUUGGCUCUGCGGCUUUAGCGAACGAAUUCUACCAGGCGUUUGUCACUGCACGGGACGAUGUGGCACGUCUGCGGGCAGCUGAUGGGGGCAGUCAGCAGAGCAGCGGCACGCCCUCAGGUCCACCACCGGCCACGGUAGGCAGCUUUGCGUUUAGCAGCACGCCGAAAUCGUCUGUAUCCAGUGCAUCGGUAACGUCGGUAGCAACGAACCAAUCAUCUACAACGGCCGCCGAUAAACCAUUUGGAGAUUUUACGUUCAACAAAAACUACACGCCACCUACCACUAAGACGGCAUCAAAACCGACCGUCGAAACCACGCAGGCGACUACCGGAACGGUUGGUAAGGAUGGUAAACCGAGUCCGUUUGCUUCAUUUACAUUCAAAGGCACUGGGUCUUCCGCUCCGUUCGGUAAAAUGUUCGGCGAACUUGGCACGACCACAGGUGUGGUGUCGCUUGGCUUCGAGGAGCGUGAGUUCAUCUGUGCCCUCGAAACGAAUGUUGUCGGUCUGAAGCGUCGGGAACAACAGGCAUCCAGUACGUGGACGGACUGUGAAGUGAUCAGCGGACAGUUGCGUCUGCUAACUUCAACUACAACUGUUCGCCUGUUAAUGCGCAACGCUGACCGGCCCAGCACCGUCUAUCUGAACCACAUUCUUACCAAGGACGUGCAAAUGAAAGCGACCGAAAAAAAUGCUUGCAGUUGGACGGUCCAGCAAGACGCGACGUAUCCCACCGCCACGGGGCCGCUGAGUUUUAUGGCACUCUUUAAAACCACCGAUGAACGCGAUCGUUUCCUAACGGCCGUGCAGAAAUCGCUUCCCAAUGCCGUCGUCGGUGCACCGACUGCUAAGACACCUACAGCCACUGGCGGUUUCGGUGAUAAGUUCAAGCCAAAGUCGGGAAGCUGGGAAUGUCCCGGGUGUUACGUAAGCAACAAGGCGGAUACAACGAAAUGCGUCGCGUGCAAUGAACCGCGCGAUCCAACGAACAAGGACGAGCCGAAACAAUCCACCCUAUCGGGAGGUUUGUUCGGUAAUCUCGCGCCACCGAAGGAGGGUGCCAAGUUUACGUUCGGUAUGCCUCCGUCCUCCGGUACUGUGACGCCGAUAACGUUUGGGUCCGCUCCUGCUGCUACUGCGGGUACGAAGAAACCUCAGGAACAGUUAGCGAAAGCUGCUACUUCUACGCCGGCAAAAAGUGGAUCGGCUGCCGCUGGUGGUGGAGGGUUUGGCGAGCAGUUUAAACCAAAACCGGGCUCAUGGACUUGUAACGAUUGCUAUCUUUCCAACGGAGCAGAUGUGUUGUACUGUGUGAGCUGCGAAUGCCCGAAAGACGAUACGGUGCCGAAGAAGACCGCCGGCACUGCGACAUCUUCCGGUGGUGGUCUGCUGCUAAAGUCCGACACAAUGCCGAAGUUUAAUUUCGCAGCUGGUGGUGGUUUCACCUUUGGUGUGUCGUCUCCAGCGGCCGCCAGUGUCACGACAGCCGCAUCAGUUGCCGGUACAACCACAACUACUACGAAUACGGCGAGCGGAAGCCUUUCGCAACAGCCCGUUUUUGGUGGAGGAUUUUCAUUCGGAGGGUCUCUGAAACCAAUUCAAAGCUCCGCGAGCUCGGCAGCCGGUACCGCCGCUGCUGCCGCUACACCAGAGAAGCCCGUUUUUAAAUUCGAACUUCCAACACCGGUCGGUGGACUUUCUUUCGGAUCGAAGCUAACGCCGAAUAAACCGGCGAGCAGCACCAGUGGCGGCGAUGCUCACGGCUCUACCAGCACGUCAUCGGCAAUAAGCAAGCUGGAUCCGCCAGAGAAAGCAACGUUCGGGUUUGUCUUCAAACCGAAAUCACCUGGCCGAACGCUGAGUGGUGAAGGCGAUGGGGCGGACGAUGAUGGGGCAGCGGGCGAUAAUAGUGUGACGGAGGAGGAAAACAAUACCUACUUUGCGCCCGUCAUUCCGCUACCGGAUAAGGUCGAAGUGAAAACUGGCGAAGAGGACGAACACGUGCUAUACGCUCACCGUGCUAAACUAUACCGGUUUGUCUGCUCCGAGUGGAAGGAGCGUGGCAUCGGUGAUGUAAAGAUCCUGAAGCACAAAGUGACAGGAAAGUUGAGAGUGGUAAUGCGGCGUGAGCAGGUACUGAAGAUUUGUCUCAAUCACGCGCUCACCGAGGACAUCUGCUACACGAAAAAGGACGACAAGUCUUGGCAGUUCGUGGCCAACGACUUCUCCGAGGGCAACUUUGAGAUAAUGAACUUCUGUCUGCGGUUCAAAUCGUCCGACAUUGCGCAAGACUUCCGUGAGGCAAUUGCGGAUGCGCUAAGCGGAAAAUUGAACACCUCGGUGGUGGAUGCGGCCAAGGAUGACACAAAACUCACAUCGCCAAACCACAACGACACCACAAUCACGUCCACCAGUUCGCCGAUGGGAGCGCUGAAUUUCUCCAAACUAAGCGACAUUUCGUUAAACGAGCGCGAAACGGCACAAAAGCUGAAGCUACCGGACAACUUUUUCGAAACUACCAUGACCACAACACCCUGUGCCGGUUGUCGUGGCUGUGAUUCGGAUGCUUUCGUUUUUCCGGCCAUUGAGGGCAAGCAGCCAGCGACGGGAAGCGAUAGCGAUGAUCCACCGCUGCCCAUCGACAUUAAGAGCGUGAAACCAUUGCCUGCCGUGGUGCCGGCAAGCAGCUCCCCGAAGAAAGUACUGUUUGGUGCGCCCACCGCUAACAUAUUCGGUGUAGAUAAUGCAGCAAAAGUGAGCGCAACACCGGCGGCACCCAUACCGGGUUUGUUCUCGGGUUUAUCAUUUAAGGUACCGUCGGGCACUGGUAGCAGCGCAGCGGCCAGUACGACAAACGCUUUCCUGUCAGCCGAACAAAAGUCAUCGUCAUCGCCGUUCAUGUCUGCCACUUCCAUUUUCGGUGGUGCACAGCCAUCUUCUACAGCGGACCAAACGGCAACGAGUGGUGCGAAUGCUAAGUUUGCCUUCGGAAGUUCCACGGCGAUCGGAUCGGCAGCUUCCGGUGGCUCGAUCUUUUCCGCAUCACUUAAUACAACGCCGAAAACAUCGUUUGUUGCUCCCGGUGCAGUCCCUGGUGUGCAGGUGACUUCUACCACGGUUGCUAAUGACAAAACAUCCACAAACAGUGCUCCCGUUGUUACGAAACCGAACACUACCAACAGCCCACUGUUACAACCAGCAUCCCUAACUACGCCACCAUCCGGCAAACCGGCUGAAGGUGCAGGAAAAUUCUUUGGAUCUUCUACCGGUGGCUUUGGUAACAGUGGUGGCGGAGGUGGUUUCGGAUCCACCGGUAGUACGAAUAUGUUCUCCGGAGCCAACAUUUUUGGCAGUUUGAGUACGAACACUGCCACCAGUGCCACCGGGACGCCCAGCAGUGCCGUUAGUGGCACACCGCCAACAACUGCUACGAGCAAUUCCUCCCUUUUCGGCAGCGUUGCCUUCGGCGAUGCUGGUAAACCGUCCAUCUUUGGCGGCGGAAGUGGCUUUACCUUUGGCAGCUUAGCUAAGCAAUCCACCACGGUAGCUAGCAGCAACAACGUCUCCUCCAGCAGCAACAGCGAUGCUCCUUUGCUGUUUAAAAUGGAUGAUAGUGUAAGCUUCGCGACACUGGCUAGCAGCAACAGCCCGGCGUUUAGCAACACGUUUAAGCAAACGGAAGACGGUACCAAACCUUCCGGCGGAGGCUUCGUGGGAUUAACGGUUAAGGAAGACUUCUUUUCACGUUCCGCCUCGGCUAAGCUUAACAACAGUACCGAUGGCGGCGGGGCUAAUAAUGCCGAGGCAAGCAAUGGCAAUGCCGAUGACGCAGCAGCGACGGGCGGUGAGGAUGGCACGGGCGCAGCUGGUGGUGACGAAAAUUAUGAUCCGUACUACGCGCCCGUAAUUCAGCUGCCGGACGAGAUCGAAGUACGCACGGGCGAGGAAGAGGAAACCAAACUGUUUGGCGAGCGUGCCAAGCUGUAUCGAUACGAUGCGUCCACAAAGGAAUGGAAGGAACGAGGUGUCGGUGAACUGAAGAUUUUGCAUCAUCCAGUGCGAAACACCUAUCGGCUACUGUUACGCCGUGAGCAGAUAUUCAAGCUCGUCCUAAACCACGCCAUCACGGGUGAUCUUUCCGUUGCGCCGAUGAACAACUCGGACAAGGCUUUCGUUUGGGGCGCCAUGAACCAUGCCGAAUCACCCGGCCAGCUGGAGCAGUUGGCGGCCCGCUUCAAGAACGAAGCCAUCGCGUCCGAAUUCCGCAGCACGUUGGAGAGGUGCCAGGAGAAGUUACGGUCCCGGCCGGACCUAGAGCCAGACCAAGAUUAAUAACAAAUGUAAAAGUGGUUUACUCGCGCGAUCGCUCGGAGGCGGCGUUCAAUGAUUGUUAACUACAUUUGUUAAUUACCCUCCUUUUUCUGACGCGCCUGGCAAACUGAUCAACUAGACACAUAUAUUAUGUUGUGUAAUUUCUAUUUCCCUUAUUUGUACUCAUUUUUUUGCAUUAAUUUCAUGUGUUUAAGAAACAAUAGUUAAGUGUCCCGAAAAUCGUUGUGUUGUUUCGCAUGCUGUAAUGCGCGAUUGCGUUGUUCAAUUUCGGCAUAUGGCAUCGUUUUUGGGUAUAACUACAAACCAAGUAUAAACAAUGUAUUCCUAAGCGACUCCGAUAACCCCUUGCAUAGAUUGUUACACGUAAAGCAACGAAAUGGAAAGAGCAACAAAGAACAAAAUAAACUUCGAAUAAAUCAGACAUUACUACACGUAGAAGAGGAAACCGGA
Anopheles stephensi (Asian malaria mosquito) is the source of this 9458-nucleotide messenger RNA. RefSeq names its product E3 SUMO-protein ligase RanBP2 (gene Nup358). Gene Ontology annotation, biological process: nucleocytoplasmic transport. The record is from RefSeq and is a predicted model, not a curated record. NCBI's taxonomy places the organism in Eukaryota, Metazoa, Arthropoda, Insecta, Diptera, Culicidae. The transcript is spliced from 7 exons. Gene Ontology annotation, molecular function: protein binding; GTPase activator activity. Gene Ontology annotation, cellular component: cytoplasm; nuclear pore. The coding region runs from base 315 to 9008 and encodes 2897 amino acids.